Molecule: messenger RNA, 1528 nt
Organism: Dothidotthia symphoricarpi CBS 119687
Lineage: Eukaryota; Fungi; Ascomycota; Dothideomycetes; Pleosporales; Dothidotthiaceae
Exons: 2
Coding region: 1-1434 (477 amino acids)
Source: RefSeq, a predicted model, not a curated record
AUGAAGCUGAGCAGCAAGCUGCGCCAAUUUGGCAACUUAAUCAAAGCAGGAUGUAGGAAAAUAUGGAUUAAUGCAGGCGCAACAAUUGGAACCAUUAAGGAUACUGGAAGCAAGACCAUAACUGAGGAUGACGAAAAAGAUGUCGACAAGGAUGAACAGUCCUCGCAAACACCCAACAACGACAAUGACGACUACACAUUGGACGAAGACGAUGAAAAUCCCCGGUGCGACUGGAAAGUGAUUGAUGCCAUCCCAGACUCUAAAUACGAAGACCUUAUCCGACUUCGUUGCGAUCCUACCGGAACUUGGACAGACGCCCGUGUGCUUGGUCACUCAAAAGGUUCAUAUCAUCGCGCUUCUUGUCUUGGUUUGCUGAUUGGAAACAAAGUUCGUACGUAUUAUGUACGCGUCCCUGGUCAUGGCACUCACGAACACUGGACACCAGAAGAUGCAUACAUGCUGGAGCGAGAGGUCCAGAUAAUUGAGUACAUCCGUACACAUACGAAAGCUCCUGUUCCUGAGAUCAUCGACUACUCAACCAGUCAUGAUAACUUGCUUGGCCACCCGUAUAUUUUGAUGACCAAGAUAGACGGCCGAAAUGCUUCCAGCAUAUGGAACGAUAAAUCCUAUUUUGAGGAUGGUCAAGCUCAAUACAGCUGGCGUUUGGCUGACGACCCGCCAACUGAAGUCAAGCAGAAGCGUAUUACCUUUUUGCGCUCACUAGCUCGUAUCAUGACAGACAUUGGAACGCUCUCAUUCGACCACAUCGGUAUGCCCAUCAUUUUCGAUAUCGUCUUUGCACAACCUGCCUUUAAUCCUUCUGAGCCCGAAACGUUCACGAUCCAUCACAACGAUCUCGAUCUUCAGAACAUCCUGGUCGAUGAGGACGGUAACAUUACAGGUAUCAUUGAUUGGGAUAGAGCUAUGGCCGCCCCCCGGUGUGCAGGUGCCGCUGCUGUUCCUCUGUUUCUACAAAAGGACUGGCUUCCAAACUACCUGAACACACUGGAUAUUUGGCCGCACAUGGCUUGGAACACUCACCAUUACCGUGAACUGUACGCCGCUGCCCUAGUUGAAGCUGGCAAUCCUGACGCCAAGUACACGAUCAAAUCAGCCAUCUACCAAGCUGCUCUUAUGGCCAUUUACGAGGGAGGCGAUGUGUAUGAUUUUGUCAAGAAACUUCUCCAAGAGAUCCCUCAAUGUCGUGUUCAGGCUGGGGAGUUUUGCAAAGCUCUAGGAUCAUCGAUAGGAUGGCCAGCUGCUGAGAAGAUGCUGACAGUCGAGUUGGCAAAGAUCUUUGAACCUGAGCUUCCCCGCCAGGAUCUCCUCCAGGAUCUGUGUGAUGAGCUCUCGCUUGAGGAUUGGAAAGAAAAGUUCGGUGAAUUCUUGCUGUACGACCCUGAUUUCGAUGCCGAACUCAACGCCGAGCCUUGACUAAAGGCAAGGAUACCCUGGAACUAUACAACUGAAAACCAACGCUGCUAGAUCGUCGUACGUAUUUGAAGGCAUCGCUAACCUCAGGGGCCCC